Pogoniulus pusillus (Red-fronted tinkerbird) is the source of this 2404-nucleotide messenger RNA. Its product is annotated as myo-inositol 2-dehydrogenase-like. NCBI's taxonomy places the organism in Eukaryota, Metazoa, Chordata, Aves, Piciformes, Lybiidae. Gene Ontology annotation, biological process: NADPH regeneration. Gene Ontology annotation, cellular component: cytoplasm. The transcript is spliced from 9 exons. Gene Ontology annotation, molecular function: nucleotide binding; oxidoreductase activity. The coding region runs from base 102 to 1754 and encodes 550 amino acids. The record is from RefSeq and is a predicted model, not a curated record.
AGCCUCGGACGCGUCGCUGCCGGUUGCCAGGCAACGGCGGCAUCACCGUGGCGGCGCUUCCGCUUCCGUCGGGGCGGGAGGGGCGCACCGGGGCCGCCGCCAUGGGGCGGAAGAAGAAGACUCUGCACGACUACGCGGCCGAGUUCUCGGAGCUGGCGGUGAAGCGGCACCUGCUGGAGCGCGGCGCGGCCGGGGAGGCGGCGGUGGUGGAGACUCUGUACUGCACCUCCUGCCAGCUGCCCAUGCGCGUCCGCCGCGACCGCAUCCUCGAGCACCUCUCCUCCGGCCGCCACUACCGCAACCGCCGCCUGCUCCGCCAGCACGGCCUGCGAGCCCCGCUCCUGCUCUCUGCAGGUCCGGAGGUCGGUGCCAGCCACCCGCUGCAGCUGGACCCCCCCUCGCUGCUCUCCCAGCCCUCCUUCCUCCUGGCCGCCAGCGCCGGCAGCAGCACCGGCUACGGCACGGCCCCUUCGCCGCCCUCCUGCCACAAGCCGCCGGUCCCCCAGCAGCCGCUCCCCGCCUCUAGCUCCCCCGCCGCCGCCGUGGCCGUGCCCAGGGAAGACCCCGCGCCCUCCACCUCCGCCAGCCGCCCCGCGGCGCUCUCCACCUUCCACAUGAGGCUGGCUGCCGGCCCCUCGCAGCAGGCUGCCCACCGCGGGGCUGCCCCCGAGGCUUCCCGCAGCCCGGCGCCCGCCCCGCGGCACUGCGGCAGCGUCGGCUUGGCCCUCUUCGGCGUCGGACUCCUUCAGAAAGCCUCCUUGCGGAGCCUGGUGGAGGAGAGCGGCUGCUGCCUGCUUUACAUCGUGGAGGAGCAGCUGGAGGAGGUGCAGCGAGCCUUCGACUGCCAGUUCCUGGCUGGCACCAGGGUGCUGCGGCAGCAGGACGCCGAUGUGGCGCUCAACGACCAGCGAGUCUCUGGAGCCAUCAUUUGCUCACCACCUGAGGAAGCCUCUGAGAUCGUCAUCGAUGCUCUGCGAGCAGGCAAAGGGGUGCUCUGUGAGAGGCUGCCCAGCGUGGACAGGCAGAGGGCAGAAGCUUGCUUUGCUGAAGCUGAGAGAUGUGGCAGACCCUUGGUGUGUGGCUUCUACAAGCGUUUUGACCCAGCACUGCAGUUCCUGUACAAGAAGGUCCGUGAGGGCCAGGCGCUGGGCAGGAUCCACCGCAUCUCCACCACCAGCAGCAUCUACCCAGCAGCAUCCCUCAGCUCCCUGAAGGCAUCAGGUGGGAUCUUCUACAACGCUGCCGUGCACGAUAUCGACAUCACCAGUUUGUUACUGGGAGAGAGGGCACCAGACACAGUGUUCUCACUGGGGCAUGCCUUCUGUGAAGAGGUGGCCCAGGUGCAGGACGCAGACACGGCCGCGGUCAGCAUGCAGUUCCCUAGCGGAGCCAUUGCCACCCUGGACAUCAGCCAGCACUGCACCAGGACCUGCGAGCACAGGCUGGAGGUCCAGGGGUCUCAGGGAGCCUUACGGGUGGACAAUUGGAAUCCCCUGGGGAUCACGGAGCGCGGCACCACGGCCCCCAUCUGCUCCCAGACGCAGGCUGAUCGCUACAGGGAUGCUCACAGGGAACUCUUCCGACACUUCCUGAGAACCCUGCAAGGCAAGGAGCCCCCCGUGGUCACCAAAGAGCAGUUCCUCUGGACCCUGCAGGUGGCUGCAGCUGCUGAGCAGUCCUGGAGGAGCGGAGCUGCUGUCGCCCUGCGCGGCGAAGCCAUCGCCCCAGCGGCCGUCAAGACUGAGGCUGUGUGACAGCUCCUGCGUCCCGAGGGGAGGGACAGGGUGAGCCCUGCCCACCCAGCCACGGCUCCACUGUGACCUUGCCACAGGACUUGUGGUUUUGGCCUUCCUGCUGGGAAUGCCCAGAAGAUGAGGGGGGGGUUGGCACUUCUGGACCAGAAGCAGUUGGCACUGAGGGUUUGUAGUGCACCAGACAGAGCCCCCGGGGGAGUCUAGGCAGCUCUUCCUGCUGGGCAGCUCUGCUGCCCUGGCUGAAGGUGAUGCUCCUCAGGCUGUGGUGGGAUGGUGCAGACCACCACCAGAGCAUGCCUGGUCCAUGCCUGCUUCCCUUUGGUGCAGGCAGUGGCCUCUAUCCCGAGCUCACCUCUGGCCUUCUCUUUAUUGUUUGGGUUGCUGUUUUGGCCGAGGGUUUUGAGUCUUUUAGAACAGAAGUCAGGGUCUUGAGUUUCUUCAAGGUGGGGAGAGGCCAUGCUAAAAGCAGGGGAGGAGAGGGCCACCCAGCCUGGCACGACAGAGACUUGGCAGGGAGGCUGUGAUCUGGGCUGUUCCUGGAGCUGCAGCACGCUCAGGAAUGAGCUCUAUGUGGUCACAGAGCUGCCAGGUGUGGCUGAACAGGGCUGUGCAACAUCUGGCACCAGCAGAGGUGCCUGCUGAGGGGGUUA